CCACACACAUUCCCCAAGAAUCUUUAUCAAUUUUUUCUGCGUUUCAAGUCCAGGAAACUGUUACUUUUGGUUUGGUUCCAUGAAGAGUUCAGUUCCUUGUCCAGAUACUUCUUGAAUAUCAGGUUCUUUGCUUGGGUGCCAGGCUACCAAAAUGAAUAACCACUGGUCCAGAACAGGAUGUAUAUCUCCCCCAGAAUGCAGAUAAGAGGAAAAGUGAAUCUGGUAAAAAUGGGUAUCGUUGUCACCAGGGAUACAUCAACUCUCUCACUCGGCUCAUAAUUGGCCUUCUGUAGGCUUCGUCUUGUGGCAGCACAAUUAGCAGGCGUCAUCCUCUCAUUGUUAACAGUCAAAUUUAGGAUUACGACUCCAGGUAACACCACAGAGCGGGAAGUGUCCUUGGGGAAAGAGAAGUCCCCUGAACAUACAAACUGGGUAUCCAGAAUUUUGAUUUUGCAUCUGCACACAGAUCCUGUCUUGUCUGGAGUCUCUGCUGAGUACCGUAGAUUCUGCGACAGCAACGGGGAGCUGUGACUUUCGAAACAAUUUUACCUUUUAACUGAAUCCAGGGAAGUAAUUUGCAACAAAGUGGCAGACGACGCAAAGCGCUGAACGCUAGACUGUACUUUAUUUCCUCCCAACUUCAUGUUUCCAUGCACCAAAAUGUUGAUGCUGCAAAUAUCGGAUGCCAAGCUUACCUGACAGGCCUCUUCCAUCCCACCUGGGAGCAGGGGCUCACGGCGAGCGCGCGAACGCGGCAGCAGCGGGCUUAGUGGGCCGCUGCCCGGGUGCCGUAGAUUCCGCGCUGCCCGGUUGCCGUAGCUCCUCUGCGGCCGCGGAGCCCACAGGCAGCCCCUCGCGCGCAAGCGCACUCCCCUCUCCGGUCUCUAGCUGGGCUGCGACCGGCGCGCUCCGGCGGGCGGGGUCUCGCGGCCACGUUACCCGCGCCAACAUGGCGGCGCCCAGCGGCGUCCGCCUGCUCGUUCGCAGAGGUUGUCAUAGAAUGUUCUCUUCACCACUCAAUCAUAUCUACUUACACAAGCAGUCAAGCAGUCAACAAAGAAGAAAUUUCUUUUUCCGGAGACAAAGAGAUAUUUCACACAGUAUAGUUUCACCGGUGGCAGUUUCUUCAGCUCAUCCAGUCCCUAAGCACAUAAAGAAGCCAGACUAUGUGACGACAGGCAUUGUACCCGAGUGGGGAGACAGCAUAGAAGUUAAAAAUGAAGAUCAGAUUCAAGGGCUUCAUCAAGCUUGUCAGCUGGCCCGUCAUGUCCUCCUUCUGGCUGGGAAGAGUUUAAAGGUUGACAUGACAACUGAAGAGAUAGAUGCUCUUGUUCAUCAGGAAAUCAUCAGUCAUGAUGCCUAUCCCUCACCUCUAGGCUAUGGAGGUUUUCCAAAAUCUGUUUGUACCUCUGUAAACAACGUGCUUUGUCAUGGUAUUCCUGACAGUCGACCUCUUCAGGAUGGAGAUAUUAUCAACAUUGAUGUCACGGUCUAUUACAAUGGCUAUCAUGGAGACACCUCUGAAACAUUUUUGGUGGGCAAUGUGGAUGAAUGUGGUAAAAAGUUAGUGGAGGUUGCCAGGAGGUGUAGAGAUGAAGCAAUUGCAGCUUGCAGAGCAGGGGCUCCCUUCUCUGUAAUUGGAAACACAAUCAGCCACAUAACUCAUCAGAAUGGUUUGCAAGUCUGUCCACAUUUUGUGGGACAUGGGAUAGGAUCUUACUUUCAUGGACAUCCAGAAAUUUGGCAUCAUGCGAAUGACAGCAACCUACUCAUGGAGGAGGGAAUGGCAUUCACCAUAGAGCCUAUCAUAACCGAGGGGUCCCCUGAUUUUAAAGUCCUGGAGGAUGCAUGGACGGUGGUCUCCCUGGACAACCGAAGGUCGGCACAGUUUGAGCACACUGUUCUCAUCACGUCGCGGGGCGCGCAAAUCCUGACCGAACUGCCCCACGAGGCCUGAGGAGAAGACCGAAGGUCGCAGAGGCCGGGCACCUUUUAUCUUACUGCUGAAAUCCAGCCGGAGAACUUGUAGAAGAAACAGGCGAGCGGCAGGUCGCUCAGUAACAUAACCGGCUCCUAGCAGCGUCUUGGAAAGACCCGGUGGGGGUUAGGGGCAGUUGGGAACUCCGGUCUGAAGUCCUGCAACGGCCGUGCGACUUGGGAAGGAGGAUCCCGGCGCGCAACUCGGCUUCCCAGCGCGGAAAACGCUUCUGGCGGGGAAUGGGGACGUCCUCGUUUGGAAGACGAGGGGUUCCCAGAGACGCAUGGUUUUCUCUUUCCAUGUCUUGCCUGCCCAAAUGAAAAGCUUUCACCUCUUAAA
Manis pentadactyla (Chinese pangolin) is the source of this 2317-nucleotide messenger RNA. RefSeq names its product methionyl aminopeptidase type 1D, mitochondrial (gene METAP1D). NCBI's taxonomy places the organism in Eukaryota, Metazoa, Chordata, Mammalia, Pholidota, Manidae. Gene Ontology annotation, molecular function: metalloaminopeptidase activity. The coding region runs from base 683 to 1957 and encodes 424 amino acids. Gene Ontology annotation, biological process: proteolysis. The record is from RefSeq and is a predicted model, not a curated record. The transcript has 10 exons.